Molecule: messenger RNA, 1521 nt
Organism: Tarenaya hassleriana
Lineage: Eukaryota; Viridiplantae; Streptophyta; Magnoliopsida; Brassicales; Cleomaceae
Product: protein DETOXIFICATION 52-like
Exons: 1
Coding region: 1-1521 (506 amino acids)
Biological process (GO): xenobiotic detoxification by transmembrane export across the plasma membrane
Cellular component (GO): membrane
Molecular function (GO): xenobiotic transmembrane transporter activity; antiporter activity
Source: RefSeq, a predicted model, not a curated record
AUGGAAAACCCUAAUAUCUCCGAUCACAAGAACUCCUCAACCGGACCAGACCCGGAAUCCGAACCCGACCAGACCCGUAUUUUCCCAUCAAUCUCCCAGAUCAUAAGCGAGGGUGAAUCCCUGUUCUCCAUAGCCUUCCCAACAAUCCUUGCGGCAUUGAUCCUCUACGUUCGAUCUGCUAUCUCGAUGAUCUUCCUUGGUCAUCUCGGUGAGCUCGAGCUAGCCGGAGGCUCACUAGCCAUUGCUUUCGCCAAUAUAACUGGCUACUCGGUCCUUUCGGGUCUUGCCCUAGGCAUGGACCCUUUAUGUUCUCAAGCCUUUGGAGCCGAAAAGCCGAAACUCCUCUCGCUAACCCUACAACGCACUGUGCUUUUCUUGCUAGCUUGCUCGGUCGGGAUCCUUGUUUUGUGGCUGAAUUUGGAGAAAAUCAUGAUCUUUCUCCAUCAAGAUCCGACCAUUUCGUCUUUGGCUCAAGUUUAUGUCUUGUGCUCUAUUCCUGACUUGGUCACCAACUCGGUUCUUCACCCUCUUCGUAUUUACCUUCGGGCACAAGGCAUAACUCACCCGCUAACCCUAGCGACGCUUGCAGGCACGAUCUUCCACAUACCCAUCAACUUCUUCCUCGUAUCUUAUCUCCAGAUGGGUCUUGUCGGAGUAGCAAUGGCCGCUUCCGCUUCGAAUUUCUUUGUCCUUAUGUUUCUCGUGUUUUACAUUUGGUUCACCGGCUUGCACAGAGCAACGUGGACAAACCCUAGCUCGGAGUGCUUCAAGGAUUGGGGUCCACUGAUCCACCUCGCAGCCCCCAGCUGCGUUAGUGUUUGCCUCGAAUGGUGGUGGUACGAGAUCAUGACCGUUCUCUGCGGUUUGCUCGCAAAUCCUAAAGCUCCGAUCGCAGCAAUGGGGAUCCUCAUCCAAACAACGUCGUUGCUAUACAUUUUCCCGUCUUCAUUAGGAUUCGCGAUUUCCACCCGUGUCGGGAACGAGCUCGGGUCAAACCGUCCGCAUAACGCGCGUCUAGCUGCCACGGUCGCGGUUGCGUUUGCCGGUCUCAUGGGUUUGACCGCAUUUGCGUUUGCGUGGGGCGUAAGCAACAUUUGGGGGAAAAUGUUCACCCGAGACAUUGAGAUCAUAAAUCUAACGGCGUUAGUGUUACCGAUACUCGGCCUCUGCGAGAUCGGAAACUGCCCUCAGACCGUCGGUUGCGGUGUCCUUCGAGGAAGUGCUCGGCCAUCGACAGCUGCGAACAUAAACCUCGGAGCGUUUUACCUUGUCGGGAUGCCGGUUGCUGUUGGACUUGCCUUUCGGACUGGAAUUGGGUUUUGUGGGCUUUGGUUGGGCCUUUUAGCGGCCCAAAUUAGCUGUGCAGUCAUGAUGCUAUACAUUGUGGGGUCCACGGAUUGGGAAGGAGAGGCUAAGCGGGCAAAAGUGCUAACGUGCACCGGUGUUGACGUGGUGAUAACGGCACAAGAUAGCGACGAUUUAACGGACCCGUUAUAUAGCGUUAGUGUGACUACAAACUGA